Acipenser ruthenus (sterlet) is the source of this 2683-nucleotide messenger RNA. Its product is annotated as kinetochore-associated protein NSL1 homolog. Gene Ontology annotation, cellular component: kinetochore; MIS12/MIND type complex. The transcript is spliced from 6 exons. Gene Ontology annotation, biological process: mitotic sister chromatid segregation. The record is from RefSeq and is a predicted model, not a curated record. The coding region runs from base 80 to 964 and encodes 294 amino acids. NCBI's taxonomy places the organism in Eukaryota, Metazoa, Chordata, Actinopteri, Acipenseriformes, Acipenseridae.
CAAAACACGUUGUCCCCGAAGCGAUUUCAUAGUGUUUCUUUGUUUCCGCUUCCGGACCGAGGUUAAAAAAUUUGAGAAAAUGGCGCUAAUUCAAGGAGACGGGGAUCCCAGUCUAAUAGAAAUAAACUGUGAUUUGGGACCGAACUUGAUCGACGGGGCUAUUAAUACAAGGCUUCCCGACGAUGAUGGGGUACCAGAGGAGCGGGAUCACAAGCUCCAGUGUUAUUCGAAGCGCUCGGUUACAGAGCUCCUUGAAAAAUACCGGGAGCUGCUGAAGAACGGGCUAGACCGAAAAGCUCAGUUAUCCAGUGGCGAUUUACUCCAGAACCUACAGCUGCACCUUGAUGCUGCUGUUCAAGAGAAUAUUACCAUCAAUGGAGACACUUGGGAGGCAGCUUCAGAAGAAGAGCAGCCCCAAAAUGAUGCUGACAACAAGUCUCUUGAUGACCUGCUGGACGAACACAUUUUGGAGACUGUUCUCAGACGCAAACACUAUCCAAAAAAGAUCCUUCCCUAUAUAGUCAGGAGGUUGAAAGUGGAACGAGAAAUGAUGGGAUUGUACCAGCAAGUAGUUGCACCACAAAAAAUAACAAGCGAUCAAGAACAAGAUGCCAAAAUGAAAAAUGUGUUGGCUUCUGCACCUGGAAUGGCCAAACAGGCCAGCACAGUCAUGAAGUCGCUGCAAGCUUUGCUUCAGAAAGCGGAAGGGUUGUCCCAGGUUAUGGGAAUGGAGCCUGAUAUCAGGCUCUCCAAGGCACACCAAGCCGUUUUCAAACAUGAAGAAACAGAGGAGAAAAGUAACACAAACUGUCUUGCCAGUCCACUGGAGGUAACUCCCACAGAGAAUGUCACAAAGAAGUCUCCAAAGAUUAGAUGCCCAUUGAAAAGAAAAUCUGUGGAGACUGAAAUGCAGGCACUGUACCCCCUGAGAUCAAAGAGACAAAUCAGUCUUAACGGAAGAUAAAAAUUAGUUUUCUAUGUUAAACUAUAUAGAUUAAACCUUUGCAGAGAUUCAAGAAGAAAAGGCAAGAAUGGAAAGGAAAAUGUACACUGCUAUUUGUAUGAAGGUGUCCUAUAUCCAUUAACAACAUUAACUGUAGUGUUCAUUGCUUUACACAACUCCCAAGCAUUGCUUUGCAAUUUUAACUUUUGUAUUUUUUACCACUCUCUUGUACAUAAAUAUAUAAAGCUAUAUGUAAAUUAUGUAGAGUUUUUUUUUUUUUUGGGGGGGGGGGGGUCUGUUAAAGAAAUAAGUGUUUUAUAACAGUAAUUGGUAUAUGGUCUUACACAAGUGUAUAGAAACCAUUAAAGAUGUUUGUUUGUUUGUUUGUUUGUUUGUUUGUUUUUAAAUAUUAUUUAGACCUGCAAUCAUUUUUGUAAUAACUGUCAGUGUGUUCUGUUUUGCAGCAACUAUCAGCAUUUUUUUUUUUUUUUUGUGAAAGUAAUAUAUUCUUAAACUCACACCUAAAAUUCUGAAAUGUAUAGACUUUGCUGAAAGAAAUGUCAAUAUUUUUUUUGGGGGGGGGGGUCUACCCACAGUAGAAUUCAAUUGUUUUCAGUUUUCCCCAAACAACAUUGUAAAUACAAAGUAUGUAAGGACUCGCUACAUUUCUGCUUCAUAGAUUCCUGUAAUAUUUUUGUUUUUGUUUUUUUCCUUUUGUAUAUUUUAGAUAAGCUAAAAAUCAUUGUACGUUUUGUAAAUAGCCUUGUGCGGAAAUAAAAAAAACACAAAACAGUCUCAUAUGACUAAUUAUUGGGUCUCCUCAAUAAUAAUAAUAAUAAUAAUAAUAAUAAUAAUAAUACAAAAUAAAAAAGUACCCAGAGAUCACUGAUCUAAAAAGAGGUGGAUCUUUGUAUUGUCGCUGUUAAUAUGAUUAAAAUAAAAUUUGUGUACGAGAUAUGGAAUCAGUUGGACUCUGGUAAAGAUCAUUUAUCCUGUCACAACACUAAAGUACUCUGUUUCACUACCUGGGUCUCGUUUUCCACAGUGGGCAAAUUGCCCAUCUAACACAUUUACUAUGGAAGGAGUGAUUUGCCCCUGUGUUACCGGUAAUAGGACCCCAACUCAUCCCACAUCGUUUCUUUUGUCAAAAUGAAAACAAAAAAUACAAACGGCAGAACAAUAGGUGUACUUGGUUUAGUCCUCUUUAUGCACCCAACGACAAUAUGUAAGCUUGAUCCAUUUAUUUGACCAAGUUAGUACCAUCAUUGGGAUCAGCAAGUAAUUGGAUUAAUUUGAUAUUGUUUGCAGCGUACUAAAUAAGAAGCAACAUACUUGCAAAUCUGUUUGGUUUGAUUUACAUUACAUUUUUUCUCAUACAUUUCCUAAGUCUUUAUCAUAUCACUCCAGGAUAUAAUUUAGGUAUGUUUGUUUUUUUAAGAGUGAUUUAAACUUUUAAUACAACAUGCAACCCUUGCAAAAAAAGUUUAUAACAUGUUUUUCCAGUGCUACUAUUAUGCUUUUACUGUGCUUUCACUAUGUAAUAUUAAACUGUUACAUUGUCUUAUUUAGUUUUGUUUCUUGUAUUUUAACUUGGUAGUUUUGCUGUGUUGGGAAUUUGAUUUAAAGUAUCUGAAUAUUGUUCUAGCUUGCUGGUCUUUAUAAUACAUUCUUUUUAACCCAUAAAUUACACUAUGUAACACAAUUUUUGUUUCUGGGUAGUAAAACGAAAAUGAACAAAAA